AUGCCGGCAUACCACUCCAUCUUCCUAGGUGACCAGGGGGUCCAGUUAAUAGGCAACUUCCCUCUUCUCCCCUUACGCACAAAAACCCGCGGGCCAGCAUAUACCCUCCCUCAGCUCCCGCCAGGAACGGACCCGCUGGAUGUCGACCCCGACUCGGAAUCGUACGACUGCCUCGAUGAAGUGCUGCAACUGUUCCGCGCAAACACAUUCUUCCGCAACUUUGAAAUCAAAGGCCCCGCGGACCGUAUGCUGAUCUACGGGAUCCUGUUUGUGUCGGACUGCCUGACGAAGGUGAAGCCGCACAUGGAUUCGAAGAGCGCCGAGAAGGUUCUCAUCAAUGGAGCCCUCGAGCAGUUCAGCAUCCCUGGCGAGCCGGGGUUCCCCCUAAACCAAGCGUUCGAGGCGCCGAGAGAUAGGACCGAAGCGGAAGCACUGAGGAGUUAUCUGUCGCAGGUGCGGCAGGAGCUGGCUAUUAGGCUGCAUGGGAGGAUGUAUUCAGGCGGGGUUGGACCCAGUAAAUGGUGGCUGAGCUUUUCCAAGAGGAAAUUCAUGGGGAAGAGCUUAUAG
This is a messenger RNA of Capronia epimyces CBS 606.96, 567 nucleotides long. RefSeq names its product actin like protein 2/3 complex, subunit 3. The record is from RefSeq and is a predicted model, not a curated record. The transcript is spliced from 3 exons. NCBI's taxonomy places the organism in Eukaryota, Fungi, Ascomycota, Eurotiomycetes, Chaetothyriales, Herpotrichiellaceae. Gene Ontology annotation, molecular function: actin filament binding. Gene Ontology annotation, biological process: Arp2/3 complex-mediated actin nucleation; regulation of actin filament polymerization. Bases 1 to 567 code for a protein of 188 amino acids. Gene Ontology annotation, cellular component: cytoskeleton; Arp2/3 protein complex.